Pecten maximus is the source of this 1812-nucleotide messenger RNA. RefSeq names its product beta,beta-carotene 15,15'-dioxygenase-like. The record is from RefSeq and is a predicted model, not a curated record. The transcript has a single exon. Gene Ontology annotation, biological process: carotene catabolic process; retinal metabolic process. Lineage: Eukaryota; Metazoa; Mollusca; Bivalvia; Pectinida; Pectinidae. Bases 20 to 1363 code for a protein of 447 amino acids. Gene Ontology annotation, molecular function: carotenoid dioxygenase activity; beta-carotene 15,15'-dioxygenase activity.
UGGUCCUGGCCAGUUUGAAAUGGGAAACAGGAAUUUCACACAGGCACUGGAUGGCUACGCUAAGUUGAUGAGCUGGAAGUUUCCAGGAGAUGGCUCUUGUCUGUUUACUACCAAAUUUAUCCAGUCUUCUUUCUACAAAACCUCAGUGGAGAUAAACGACAUCGCUCCAUACCUAAACUUUGGAGUCACUGUUCCUCCAUAUGAUGACGAACAGAAAGUGGAAGCUAUGUUCAAUGCCAUGGAUAAUAUGAACGUAAACUUUUACAAUUAUUCCAAUACCUUCGUCGCCGUGACUGACCUUUGGAAGUGCUAUGAAAUUGACCUUCCGACCUUGGACACUGUUAGAUUGUUAAACCCAGAGAUUCCUACAUCGAAUCAUUCAAAAACCGAUGAUGUUAUAAGUCUCAUGUCGUCCGCACAUCCACUUCAAGAAUAUGGCAAUACAGGAGCUUAUAUUGAUUACCUCGGUGGAGUUGGAAUGAUUCCAGGGGUCAUCAAGGAUAAAAUAACAGUCAUCAGGACCAAGGGGGCCGAGGAUCACGAAGUCAUAGCUGAAUGGCGUUUGGACUCUGCACCAUACAUGCAUACUUUUGCUUUAACGGAAAACCACGUAAUUUUCAUUGCUCAUCCUUAUUAUCAAAAUUUCAUGACAAUGGCGAAAAGUGGAUAUGCUGCGGCUGGCAUGGAAUGGAAGGCCGAUGAGAAGGCGAAGGUCUACAUCGUCAACAUUCCAACUGGGAAGGUGGAAACGCUGGAGACGGACACAGUUUUCGCUCUACAUCACGCCAAUGCUUACGAAGUAGACAACAAACUAACGGUCGAUAUACCUGUUCAACCAAAUCCAUAUUUUUUCAAGAAAUUAAACUUUCCCUCGGUACUUAAUGCAACAGAAAGGAAAUCAAUGACUCUUGUUUCCAAAUUGAGACGAUAUACAAUAGAUAUGGACACAAAAAGCAUCACGCAUUUCGAUUUCCCUGAUGCCCAUAAUAUGGAGCUUCCAACCAUCAACGAAAAUUAUAGAUCCAAACCCUAUUGCUAUGUAUACGGUGUCAUAUUCAACUGGAAUGGUGAAGGUUUUAGCCACACUGGAAUAGUGAAAAAGGACUUAUGUGGAAAAACUGAGGCCAAGUUGUUUCAAAUACCACAUCAUUACCCGACAGAGGCGUGGUUUGUGCCUGCGCCACCGGAAGUCGCGAAAGAAGAAGACGAUGGCGUGUUGCUCCUUGUUAUUCUAGACGGUGACCGAGGGUUAUCCUAUCUUGGAAUCGUGGAUCCAAAGACAAUGACACUGAUCAACAAGGCAUACCUGCCAACGACUAUCCCAUUCAACUACCAUGGCAGGUUCUUCCCUGGAUUGUGGUAACCGGUGACAAAAAUACGAAACUGUCUAGCCAUUAUGUUGUCAGGACAGCAAUCAAUCGUCUUUUUCAAUAACAUUAAUGCAGCCAGCUGUAGAUUGCAUCCGAUGUCCACUUAUUUACUUCUUCGAUGAUGUGUCUUGUAUAUUUACAUGGGAUAUCUCAUAAAUAUGUCAGCUAUAUUAUUAAUUAUAUAAGAUAUAUCUGAUAAAGGAUGAAAGAUGUUUAUAUUAUUAAGUAAAGUACUGGAUAAACAUUGGUCCGUGAAUGUAAGACAACUUUCCAUACAUUAAUAAUGCACGGCGUGUACCAUGCAAGUAAACUCGGAAUACAUGUACGUUCUGUGUUGUUGUUGUUGUUGUUGUAGACAUACAUUUUCCGAUAUGUUCCUACCUAUUCUUUUCUUUUGUAAUUAUGGUAAUUCUUAUACAAAAUCAGUACUGUUAAAAUUAAA